AUAAUGCUCCACACGUUUGUACAGAAAUGUACUGUGAUGUGUCUGUAUUGUAAAUGUCUUUAGACGUUGUGUUAAUUGUAUGUGCUUUGGCAACACUAUAAUUCAGUGCUCAUGCCGAUAAAGCUUGUUGAAUUGAACCGAGCUGAAUCAGGGUGCGCUGCACCCUCCAGCCAGCAGGGGGCACCGUGCUCUGCGGCGGCGGCCAGCCAGGCGGUCGUGUCCCUGCAGGACAGAGCAGUAAAGAUGGAGCCGGGGAUCACCUUCAUCCCGCAGCUGGCGGAGGCGCUGGCGCAGCAGAGUCACUCUCACUCGAGCUCCGUAGCGGGAGCCGAGGCCCAUAAAAACACACAAAACACCAAUAUUGCCCAGAGCCGAGUGGCCCCUCCCGAUUCCCCCUCGGGGUCUCCAGGCACGGAGCCACACAGGACAGCUCCACAUCCGUGUCUGGGAAGGCCAGGGAGAGGAGAGCAGAGGGUCCCGGCAUGCCAUUUUUGCCUCCCGAGUUUUCGAUGUUUAACAUGCGGAGACACAGCCGGUGCUCCUGCAGUCGAUUUGAGUGAGCUCUGCACAGACACGUUCUGUAAGGUCUGUGGGGCAGUUCUGCAGUACGAAUCUCAGCGCAUCUCACACUACGAGGUAGUGAACAUAGUUCAAGCAGCAGUGCACACACACACAGUUCUAUAUUUUCUGCUUGCAUGUUUUCUGUGCCUGAAGUCCUGUUUCUCUCACUCAGCGGGAGGGGGAACCUUCGUCUGCCCUGUCUGCAGCGUGACUCUCAGCUCGGCGGAGAUGUACCAGGCCCACAUGCGGGGAAACAAGCACCAGAAUCAGGAGCCGGGGGCGGCCGCGCCUGGUGUCAGGGGCUGCGCUCCCAGGAGCCGUCCGCUCCGGCCCGGCCCGGGGCCACAGCGCCGUGGGCCACCCUGGGGUCCCCGCUGCCGUCCUCCUCUCCUGGGACAGAGCCAAUUUGGGCCAAGGGGUCCUGAGGGGCCUCCAUGGGCCCCUGCGUUCCCAUCUGAGAGCUGGGACCCCCAGUUUGAAGAGCGACUGAAUCCUCUCCUCCCCACGCCCCUUGCGGGCGAUCGGGGGUGCCCCCCACACAGAGCACGGGCUCAGCUCCGGGAGAGCAGCCAAGAGCUGUCCAGCCCCGGGUCCGAGGAGGAGUCCAGCGGCAGCUCCAGCAGGGCAGAGAGCAGCAGGAGGAGGAAGAGGAAGAGGGAGAGGAGGGCGAGGGGGGGCUCGGACCCGGGGGAGGAGGAGGAGGAGACCAGGCACAAGAGGAGGAAGAGACAGGAGCUGGCGAAGCAGGAUCGGCAGAGGCCGGAGAAGAGCCGGGAGGAGGGAGAGGAGAGGCCGAGCCAGGGGCCGAAGGAGGAGAAGCACAGGCAGAAGAAAUGGAAACACCGGAAGGAGAAGAGGGAGAAGAAGGAGGAGGUGGACAGCAGAACAGAGGAGGAGAAGCUCUGGGACGAGUCCAUCCUGGGGCUGAUGUGAAGGGCCGCCUCAGGCUACCCGCAGGGGUCCGAAGAGUCACGCAGAUCGAUGCCCCUGCGGUACACUACAGCCUGAGGGGUGCACAGAGGGGCCCGGGCUGGUCAGAGGUCUGCUUGUUCUUUAUCACUCUGAAAUGAGGAAUAAUUUAGCAGCUGUUUUCAUCCAAAGUGACUUACAGAGACUAUGGGGGACUGUCUAUCAACAAGUGCUGCUGCAGAUUUUAAGUCCACAGGAAGAAGCAUGACGAAACUCAACUAGAAUCCAGCAUGGUGUUGUGAGAAAAAUUAAGACUAAGGGGACACAAAUCAAGGUCAUAACUUUGAUGACCCCGCGAAGACCUUAGCUUUUACUAUGUUCUUAAGCUUCUCAUGUGCAAAAUACCCAACCGGUUCUCCACAUGCCACCUCUCCAGGGCUCCAGAUUGUGCUCCUCUUUCGUCUGUAGACUGUGGCCGGUCAGCAACACUGGUUUCAAAGCCCUGUGAACACUAUGGCCUCCGAGCUUCGCAUUGUUGUCCUGGAGUGAAGUUCGCUGGUGCCCAAGCCUGAGUGUUCUGACAGAAGGUGCAGGGGUUUGGCUGAAAUACACGGUAAACUUUGGAAUGUUUCCGGCCCUGGGUUCGAGCUUGGACACCAGGACCAGAGCUGGUCCAUCUCUGUUCUUCCAGGAGGGAGCUAGUCUAUCUCAACAGGAGGAGCUUCGCCCUGCUGUGCCCCUCGUGCAGCUCAGCCUGCGCUUCAUCCAGACACUCCACCAGCUCCUGGGACCCCGAGGGGCCACUGCCGUGCUCUUCCAGGGGUCUCUGUGGUCUCACUGACACCAAACACACGUGGUCAGUUUCUCCCAGACUCCCAGCUGCUGUCCCUGGUGUGAGUGAUCCUGGUGUCCUCUUCCAGGGGGGAUAGGAACCAUCCCACUAGCUGUCGGCGUGUUGAUGGUGGAAACUGCGCUGUCCUGCGGACUUUGUGCGGCUGUUGCUAGUCUUGAGGUCUAGGAAGUGGCACUGAAUGUUCUGCUUGUGUGUUCUGCCUCCUUUUAUACUCAGAGGCCAUCAGGGUGACUUCCUGGAGCUUCCCCUGGCCCUGGGAAACGACCAGGCAGCUACAAACCAUCACUGCAAGGGGACCGAAUGUCCUGAAUUUGCCAACGUUCAGUGUGUUCAGGGUAUGACUGACUGUGAACACUACGUAUUUUGAAAUGUAUUUUUGUAAUAAUAUACUCGUCGGCGUAACUCCACCCUCACUUCUGGAUAUCUGUAAUGGAGAAUAAUUUAAUUUUUUGGUGUUUGUGGAGUAGAAGACUCCUUCUUUCCUGUGCUGUGCUGUGAUUGUAUUUUGGGUUAUUAGUUAUUGUUCAAUUUUGUUGUAAAUAUGUCUCGACCGUAUGGAUAAUAUACAGCGCCUUAACGUGUUUGAAUUCUUCAUGUUACCUGCUCAAUUCUCAACAUGCUAGUCUGAUGUGAAAACAUAUUUUCUUACAAACUGUAUUUUUUCUCCUUUUUAGGAGUUUUAGUUUUUAUAAUACACUGUAUGUGAACUAGAGGCACAGGGUUAAGACUUAAGAAGCAGCUGUCAAAGCUCUGAUAAUCGUCUCCACCCAGACAGCAGUGCAUGUGUGGAGCUCACAGACUGACCACAGCUGCCUCUGGCCAGGGAAUCCCCUGUGGGCAUCAGGGUAGACCUGACCUGUAUACGUGUGGUCAGUCACAGAGUGACCACAGUUCUGAUACAGUGGAGUGAAAAAAAUUGUAACAACUGUGUUAUAGUUGUUGUUUGGAUCUUUAAUUUAAAUUAACAACAAUAAUUGUGGGUAAGAUGAUAUUGAUUUUGGUUGUUUUUCUGGAUUUGCAUAUCUUUAUAUACGUUAUAGAGACUUAAUAAAAUACCGACCCAUUUUGAAUGA
Molecule: messenger RNA, 3396 nt
Organism: Lepisosteus oculatus (spotted gar)
Lineage: Eukaryota; Metazoa; Chordata; Actinopteri; Semionotiformes; Lepisosteidae
Source: RefSeq, a predicted model, not a curated record